This is a messenger RNA of Orcinus orca (killer whale), 3619 nucleotides long. RefSeq lists its product as uncharacterized. Lineage: Eukaryota; Metazoa; Chordata; Mammalia; Artiodactyla; Delphinidae. The record is from RefSeq and is a predicted model, not a curated record. Gene Ontology annotation, molecular function: nucleic acid binding; RNA-DNA hybrid ribonuclease activity; aspartic-type endopeptidase activity. Gene Ontology annotation, biological process: DNA integration; proteolysis. The transcript has 2 exons. Bases 1 to 3570 code for a protein of 1189 amino acids.
AUGUAUCGCCAGGCUCUGGUGGCGGGUCUCCAUGGAGCGGCCAGACGGCCCACUAAUUUGGCUAAGGAAAGUCAGGGCUCGAACCCUCUCCCCGAGCCCCGGGUAACUCUUAAAGUGGAGGGGGAACCUGUUCAAUUUUUGGUAGAUACCGGAGCCCAGCACUCCGUCCUUCUCCACUCAAAAGGUCCUAUCUCAGCUAAAAGGUCAUGGGUACAAGGAGCCACUGGGAGUAAACAAUAUUCAUGGACCACACGAAGGACAGUAGAUCUUGGGAUUGGACAAGUAACCCAUUCAUUUUUGAUUAUUCCGGAAUGCCCCUAUCCUUUGCUGGGAAGAGACUUGCUCUCCAAAGUGGGGGCUCAAAUUCACUUCCAACCAGAAGGUCCCACCAUAACUGACAGUAAGGGAAGAUUACUCCAAAUAUUGACUAUGAGAUUGGAAGAUGAAUAUAAAUUAUAUGAAAAACCUUCAUCUCUACGAGUUAAUGUCACAGAUUGGGUAACUCGGUUCCCGCAAGCCUGGACAGAAACCGCCGGUAUGGGGAUGGCUAAAAAUCGGCCCCCAGUACUAGUGGAACUCAAGGCAACUGCCACCCCAAUAACGGUUCGUCAAUACCCCAUGAGUAAGGAAGCCAAAGACGGCAUCCGUCCUCACAUACAGAGGUUGCUGGAAUUGGGUAUUCUGGUAAGAUGUCAAUCCGCGUGGAAUACCCCUCUCCUGCCAGUUAAGAAACUGGGAACUAAUGAUUAUCGACCAGUACAAGACCUGCGUGAGGUAAAUAAACAAGUGGCGGACCUCCACCCCACAGUACCAAAUCCUUAUAAUCUCUUAAGCACUCUUCCGCCCCAACAUACAUGGUAUACUGUUUUGGACCUUAAGGAUGCUUUUUUCUGCCUAAGACUUUCUCCCCUCAGCCAGCCCUACUUUGCCUUCGAAUGGAAGGACCCAGCAUCAGGGAUAUCUGGCCAACUGACAUGGACUCGUUUACCUCAGGGAUUUAAGAACUCCCCUACCAUCUUCGAUGAAGCUCUUCAUCAGGAUUUAGCGUCAUACAGAGAAUCAAAUCCACAGGUAACGCUACUUCAAUAUGUUGAUGACAUCUUAUUAGCUGCUGAAACCCAGGAAGAUUGUAUCAAGGGAACUGAAAAACUGUUAACAGAGCUCGGAACCCUGGGAUAUAGAGCUUCAGCCAAGAAAGCACAAAUAUGCCAACAACAGGUCAGUUACCUGGGGUACCUGUUAAAAGGGGGGCAAAGAUGGCUCACGGAGAGCAGAAAGGAUACGGUAACCCAAAUUCCGGCUCCCAAAAACGCCAGGCAGGUUAGAGAAUUUUUGGGGACGGCCGGAUUCUGUAGACUAUGGAUUCCAGGGUUUGCCGAGCUGGCAGCCCCAUUGUACCCCCUAACCAAAAACAGCACUCCUUUCGUUUGGGGCGAUAAGGAACAACGGGCUUUUGACCAAAUCAAACGAGCUUUACUUUCAGCUCCAGCCCUAGGACUGCCAGAUGUAACCAAACCUUUUCAUUUAUAUGUGGCCGAAAAUAAGGGCAUUGCAAAAGGAGUAUUGACUCAGAAAUUGGGUCCCUGGAAUCGCCCAGUUGCUUAUUUGUCAAAAAAAUUGGACCCUGUGGCAUCAGGAUGGCCCACCUGUUUAAAGAUGAUCGCUGCAGUAGCCGUUCUGGUCAAAGAUGCUGACAAACUAACUUUAGGACAAAAUCUAACGAUAACAGCUCCUCAUGCCCUGGAGAAUGUAAUCCAUCAACCACCGGAUAGGUGGCUAACUAAUGCCAGGAUGACCCAUUACCAAGCCCUGUUGCUAAACUCAGAUCGCAUCAAGUUUGCUCCAGCCACAGGACUCAAUCCAGCUACCUUGCUACCUGAUCCCGAUUUAGAAGGCUCCACCAUCAUCCAUGAUUGUCAGGAAGUGUUGGCUGCAGCACACGGUAGUAGACCAGAUCUGAUGGACCUACCCCUUCCUGAUGCUGAUUUUACUUGGUUUACUGAUGGGAGCAGUUUCCUGGAAGGAGGUAAGCGUCGGGCUGGGGCAGCCGUGGUAGACGGAAAACAAGUCAUUUGGGCAGCUGCGCUACCACAAGGGACCUCAGCCCAACGAGCUGAAUUAAUUGCCAUAACAAGAGCAUUGGAGAUGGCAGAGAAUAAAAAGGUAAACAUCUACACGGACAGUAGAUAUGCAUUUGCUACCGCUCAUAUCCACGGUGCCAUCUACCAACAGAGAGGGUUGCUAACCUCAAGUGGCAGAGAAAUUAAAAACAAAGACGAAAUUGUGGCUCUAUUGGUUGCACUUAUGCUUCCCACUAAAGUUAGCAUCAUUCACUGCCCUGGACACCAGAAAGACAAUACCCCAAUAACUAGGGGUAAUAAUAUGGCUGACAAGGUGGCCCGAGAAAUAGCAUCGGGAAAAGUCAUUUUAGGACUGUCAGAUAAAGUUCCUGAAAAACCAGGCCAUGACAAGGAAAUCAUCCCGGCCACAACAAAAGGAACUUUGUCCCCUCAGCAAGCAGAAUCCAUGUUACAACAGAUUCAUAGAUGGACACAUCUGGGGACUAAAAAAAUGAUAUCCCUGUUACAUAAAACCGGGUACGGAACCCCUGGAUUGACAAAAUUAGCUGAACAAAUUGUACAGGAAUGUGUUCCAUGUCAACAGGUAAAUGCUCACAAGGGAAAACUUGAAAUUGGAAAAAGGCUCAGGGGAGACCGCCCAGGAACUUACUGGGAGGUGGACUUUACCGAAGUACGUCCUGGAAGGUACAGUAAUAAAUACCUCCUAGUUUUUAUAGAUACUUUUUCAGGAUGGAUAGAAGCCUUCCCAACGAAGAAAGAAACAGCUGCUAUGGUAGCCAAGAAGAUCCUAGAAGAAAUUUUUUCUCGAUUUGGGGCUCCAAAGGUAAUAGGGUCCGACAACGGUCCAGCCUUCGUCGCCCAGGUAAGUCAGGAUGUGGCCAGAUAUUUGGGGACUGAUUGGAAAUUACAUUGUGCAUAUAGACCCCAGAGUUCAGGUCAGGUAGAAAGAAUGAAUAAAACUCUAAAAGAGACCCUAACUAAAUUGUCCUUGGAGACUGGCGGUACAGAUUGGACAGUGCUCCUUCCUUUAGCCCUGUUUCGGGUUAGGAAUACACCUUCCCGAUACCAUCUUACUCCUUUUGAGGUACUAUACGGGGCCCCACCUCCUCUUCUCACCUUAGGAGAAGAAAUAAAACCAGACUGUCAAAAUAACACUGACUUGUAUGCUAGGCUAUUGGGACUCCAACUGGUCCAAAAGGAGAUAUGGUCCCAACUCGCCGAGGCCUACCAACCGGGAACACCGGGAGAAACUCAUCUUUUCCAAGUCGGAGACUCCGUAUACGUCCGUCGGCAUCGAACCCAGACGUUGGAACCUCGAUGGAAAGGACCAUACACCGUCCUCCUCACCACCCCAACGGCCAUAAAAGUGGACGGCAUCGCUGCCUGGAUUCAUGCGUCACACGUGAAAGCUGCACCAGCGAUGGCAUCAUCAGGAUGGCGGGCCCAAAGAACCGACAACCCGCUCAAACUCAAGCUUCUACGAACCUAAGACUUAUAAUUUUGAUUUUACUGCCUUUACUGACUGUAAGUGAUUUUAG